CUCUCCAAAUCGCCGUCAUUAAUUAAUUAAUUCUCUAGUUAAGUUACACAUUCUUUGCGCGCAUUGCAUCUCUCCAGAUCUCAGGAGGUCUUUGCACUUGGACGGUCGAAUAUUCCGAGUCGCAUUCGUGGCUUCAUUAUUGCGAGACGAAAGCCCCGUUGCCAACUCCUUGCUACACCUUCAUAGUAUCUUGUGUCGUACUUUUUGGUCGCGGAAAAAAUUCCAGGGUUUAGUUAACCCUGGUGACCGUUUGCAGAACUCAGGUUCUGAAGAAUUGGGCCUUACCUGCUGAGAUCUGUCAUUUUGCGCAUUAUAACUGUUGCUUGAGAGAGGACCAUCAACUUUCGAAUUGGUUUCAUUGCAGCAGAAGGAAACGAGUGCCCCUCAUCGGCCGAUUUGAGUCAUGGCGGACUGGAACCCAACUUCGUGGACUACGAAGCCAAUCAAGCAAGAUGUCACAUACGAAGACGCCGAAGGCGUGCAGACUGCGCUCACGAAGCUGCAGCAACUACCGCCGCUGGUAACCCCGCAGGAGAUCGUCAAUCUUAAGAAGAGUUUAAGGAAUGUCGCUUUGGGAAAAGCCUUCGUUCUUCAGGGAGGAGACUGCGCUGAACUAUUCGACUACUGCAACCAGGAGAUGAUCGAGGCCAAGGUCAAACUCCUGUUACAGAUGAGUCUGAUUUUGAUUUGGGGAGCCAACAAACCUGUGGUCCGUAUAGCUCGAAUUGCAGGCCAGUUUGCCAAACCUCGUUCGAGCCCCAUGGAAACCAUCAAUGGUGUCACGAUGCCUUCUUUCCGAGGAGACAAUAUCAACGGCUAUCCCGCAGACGCCAUUUCUCGAAGACCAGACCCAUCCCGACUGGUCUCUGCAUACUUCCACUCCGCCGCAACACUCAACUACCUCCGCGCGUCCCUGACAUCCGGUCUUGCGGACCUGCACUCUCCCCUAGACUGGGGCCUUGGCCAUGUGGCCAGCCCAUCAAUCAAAGAGAAGUACGAACGGAUAGUCAACCGCGUCACGGACUCAUUACGGUUCAUGCGCACAGUCGGCCUCGACACAGCCAGAGGCAUCGAAACCGUCGACAUCUACACAAGUCACGAAGGUCUCCUUCUCGAAUACGAACAGAGCCUAACCCGUCUCCUCCGCCACCCACCCAACGCUCUGCCUGAAUCCGAUCUCACAUCCCCAUCCACUCGCAAGGCCUCUAUCGCCUCAACAUCCGGAACCCCUCCACCAAGAGGCUACUACGCCACCUCCGCUCACUUCCUCUGGAUCGGCGACCGCACUCGCCAGCUCACAGGCGCCCACGUCGAGUUCUUCCGCGGUCUAUGUAACCCAAUCGGCAUCAAGAUCGGACCCAGCAUGGCUCCCGACGAACUCGUCGCUCUCCUCGACGUCGUCAAUCCAACAAAGGAAAUCGGAAAAGUCACCCUCAUCUCGCGCUACGGCGCAAAGAAAAUCGCCGACCACCUCCCCGCUCAUAUCGCCGCCGUUCAGAAAUCAGGCCACAUACCCGUCUGGCAAUGCGAUCCCAUGCACGGAAACACCCAGACGACCCCGUCGGGUGUGAAGACGCGCCACUUUAGCGAUAUCCUCUCUGAAUUGAAGCAGGCGCUCGCUAUCCAUCGUGAAGCGGGCUCUUUCCUCGGCGGUAUGCAUCUCGAAUUGACCGGUGAGGCCGUCACGGAGUGUGUGGGUGGUGCGGGUGGUUUGACUGAGGAGGGUCUGAGUGAGAGGUACACGACAUUCUGUGAUCCGCGCUUGAAUGAGAAGCAGGCUUUGGAGCUGGCGUUCCUUGUUGCUGGGUUCUAUCGCGAGGAGAUGGAAGAGAGUAAUCCUAUUUAAGAGAGAAUAUUGUCAUCUAUCUCUUGGAUCUGUUUGUAUACGUUCUAUUAAAAAAGAAAAGAGGAAGGCGAGUGGGAAAAGUUAUGAAAAAUGAAGAUAUGAUAGAGACAUAA
Molecule: messenger RNA, 1959 nt
Organism: Paecilomyces variotii
Lineage: Eukaryota; Fungi; Ascomycota; Eurotiomycetes; Eurotiales; Thermoascaceae
Product: phospho-2-dehydro-3-deoxyheptonate aldolase, class II
Exons: 6
Coding region: 404-1846 (480 amino acids)
Biological process (GO): aromatic amino acid biosynthetic process
Molecular function (GO): 3-deoxy-7-phosphoheptulonate synthase activity
Source: RefSeq, a predicted model, not a curated record